Salpingoeca rosetta is the source of this 1620-nucleotide messenger RNA. RefSeq lists its product as uncharacterized. Bases 36 to 1448 code for a protein of 470 amino acids. Lineage: Eukaryota; Choanoflagellata; Craspedida; Salpingoecidae. The record is from RefSeq and is a predicted model, not a curated record. The transcript is spliced from 10 exons.
AUCAAAUCUUUCUUUUGCACCAACAACCAGCAACGAUGGAAGCGCGAACUGCAACACCAACAACAGCAACAGCAACAACAACACCUGCACCAACAGCAACACCACAGCAGUCCACGAUAGCCAUGCCCAGCUCCUUUGACAAGAAACAGAGCGAGGCCAAGGAGGCUGAGAAGGAGACCAAGGCGAAGCAGCAUGCAGUUGCUGAAACGGUUGAGGACGAUGACGAGGAUGACGAGGAUGACGAUGACCUUGAUGAUGACGAGGAAGUGGACGAGGAGUUCAGGAUUGUCAGCAACGCAUUGACACACCAUGGGUGCUCCAUGGACGACCUUUGGAACAUUGGCACUGACAUGACGUUUAAGGAGAAUGACAGCGACGACGAACAUACCAGUGCCACUUCUGGCAGGAGAGGUGCACCUGACACAAAGGCAGCGGGCGUGGGAUCCACCGCAUCAAGGACAGACGCAACCUCAAGCGGAGACUUGUCUGCAAGCAGUGCCGCCGCCAGCAGCAAGGGCAAGCACGGCGCUGGCACAAGCUCCGGCAAGCGAAAUGCCUCAGCCUCAUCCUCAUCCAACGAGCAUCCGGCAAAGCGCGGCAUGCACACGGGAGCGCGGGCCAGCAGUGGCAGUACCACCAACACUGCCAGCAGCAUUACCAUUGACUCGGACAGUGAUGACAGCGACGAUGAAGACUUGACGGCAGAAGAGCGUGCCAAAAUGGCACAGCUCACCCAUGCCUAUCGCCAGCAACACAACUACGCAGCCUUCUACGCGAGGGCGGAGCUGGAAGUGUUGAAGCAGCGGCAAGCAUUGCAGCAAGCACAGGAGGCGCGCGAGCUGCAAGCACAAGACAGGAGGCUGCCGGAUACGGUGACCAUCACCGCGCGAACGCGAAAAGGAACCAAGCAGAAGACACUGGGCAAGGACGACGACUUUGCUCCUUUCUUCGCUGAGCUGCGCGCGUAUCUGGAUGUCGGGGAGAUGCAGAAGCUCGUCGUCACAUACGGCGAUGAGGUUGUUCACGGCACUGACACGCCGACCUUGCUGCAGAUGGUCCCGUCAAACCUCACCCUCGAGGCAAGAGUUGUGGAUGAGGAGUUGGAAGAUGACGAUGAAGGUCGUGACUGUGACGGUACCAUCUGUCUUGAUGACACUGCGGAUCAAACUUCCACUGCUGCUGCGCGAACAAAGAAGCGGCGAGGGGCGGUGCCCGUGCGCAUGCGCGCGAAGACCAAGGAUAACAAGGAGAUUGAGUGCACGUACUACCUGGACAAGGGGGAGGCCCUCGGUCCCAUCAUGGACGCAUUCACGUCCGUGUGCGAGUCGACGCGCGCGCAGCUGCGCUUCCUCUUUGAUGGCGACGCCGUUGCUGAUGCUGCCACACCAGUCACGCUUGACAUGGAGCUUGAUGACGAGAAUGUCGUGGAUGUGUUCUUCACUGCGUGACAUGACAUAUGACCACCAUCACUCACCGCCCUGUUUGAGACGCUGACCAUCCAUUUGUCCCUUUUUCUUUUUGCUUGUAGAUUGCAGCAGUGCCUGAUGACAUUGUGCAUGUACAUAUAUGUGUACGUGUGUGUGUGUGUGUGUGUGUGUGUGUGUGUGUGUGUGUGUGUGU